GGGGAGGAGGCGCGGAGAGGCGGCAAGCUCAGCCGGGGAGGUGGGGGCAGAGGCACAGACAGAGGCGCGGAGGCUCCGAGAGAGAAGACGUGGAGGGAGGGACGGAGCCAGGACAGCGGUGGACCCGGGCCGCGCGCGCUCCAGGCAAAGAGCAGCGCGCAGCAGGCGCCGGGCACCGAGACGGGAGGCACGGGUGAUCUCUGGCCGUCCAUGCACAGAGCGCCCUCUCCCACAGCGGAGCAGCCACCUGGCAGAGCGGAUAACACCCGCCGGACCCCACAACCCAGAGUCAAGGCAAGUGCCUCAACCAUGGCACUGCCUCGAACACUGGGUGAGCUGCAGCUGUACCGGGUCCUGCAGCGUGCCAACCUUCUUUCUUACUACGAGACCUUCAUCCAGCAGGGAGGGGAUGAUGUACAGCAGCUGUGUGAGGCGGGCGAGGAGGAGUUCCUGGAAAUCAUGGCACUUGUGGGCAUGGCCACCAAACCACUCCAUGUCCGACGUCUACAGAAGGCUCUGAGAGAAUGGGCCACCAACCCAGGGCUCUUCAGCCAACCAGUGCCUGCUGUGCCUGUCUCCAGCAUCCCACUUUUCAAGAUCUCUGAGACAGCUGGUACCCGGAAAGGGAGCAUGAGCAAUGGGCAUGGCAGCCCAGGAGAAAAGGCGGGCAGUGCUCGAAGCUUUAGCCCCAAGAGUCCCCUUGAACUUGGAGAGAAGCUAUCACCACUUCCUGGAGGACCUGGUGCAGGGGAUCCCCGGAUCUGGCCAGGCCAGAGCACUCCAGAAUCUGAUGUUGGAGCAGGAGGAGAAGAGGAGGCCGGGUCUCCCCCUUUCUCCCCCCCUGCAGGGGGAGGAGUCCCUGAGGGGACUGGGGCUGGGGGGGUGGCUGCAGGUGGCACAGGGGGUGGUCCAGACCGCCUGGAACCAGAGAUGGUGCGAAUGGUGGUAGAGAGUGUGGAGAGGAUCUUCCGGAGUUUCCCCAGGGGUGACACUGGAGAGAUCACAUCCCUGUUGAAGCUGAAUAAGAAGCUGGCACGGAGUGUGGGGCACAUCUUUGAGAUGGAUGAUAACGACAGCCAGAAAGAAGAGGAGAUCCGAAAAUAUAGCAUCAUCUAUGGCCGCUUGGAUUCCAAACGGCGUGAGGGCAAACAGCUUAGCUUGCACGAGUUGACCAUCAAUGAGGCUGCUGCCCAGUUCUGCAUGAGGGACAACACCCUUUUACUUCGAAGGGUAGAACUUUUCUCACUGUCCCGCCAAGUAGCCCGAGAGAGCACCUAUCUUUCUUCCUUGAAGGGAUCCAGGCUUCACUCUGAAGAAUUGGGAGGUCCACCACUGAAGAAACUGAAACAAGAGGUUGGAGAACAGAGUCAUACUGAAAUCCAGCAGCCUCCUCCAGGCCCUGAGCCCUAUGCACCCCCAUACCGCCCCAGCCUCGAGGAGGACAGCGCCAGUCUGUCUGGGGAGAGCCUAGAUGGUCACUUGCAGGCUGUGGGGUCGUGCCCAAGGCUGACGCCGCCCCCUGCUGACCUGCCCCUGGCAUUGCCAGCGCAUGGGCUAUGGAGCCGCCACAUCUUGCAGCAGACACUGAUGGAUGAGGGGCUGCGGCUCGCCCGCCUCGUCUCCCAUGAUCGUGUGGGCCGCCUCAGCCCCUGUGUGCCUGCGAAGCCGCCUCUCGCAGAAUUCGAGGAAGGGUUGCUGGAUCGCUGUCCUGCCCCAGGACCUCAUCCUGCUCUGGUGGAGGGUCGCAGGAGCAGCGUCAAAGUGGAGGCAGAAGCCAGCAGGCAGUGAAAGUGGGGGAGUCUCAGACCCAGGACCCAGACUUCUGGCUCACUUAAGACCCCCCACAUUCUCCAUCCUUGCACUCGGCACUACCCUAGAAGGAUCCUUCUGCUGCCCUCUGCCUCCCAUCCGCUCCAUGGGCACAGGACUAUGGGGCUUCAAGCAAUAACAAACAGGGGCCUAGCCAGAGGACUCAAGGGUGCAAGGUGUGCCCUCACCCGGCUCAGGGGCGUGGACUUUGCCUCCAGCCUGCUGGGGCUCUCCUUUCUCUCAUACCACACACACCCAUUCUCCAGGUGGCCAGCAGUGGUGUGAGCGGCUGAACUACUCUGCUUGGAAGAGAAGAACUUCCCCGGGAAGGCCUAGCAGCUUAAAUGGAACCGUUUGCUCUGAGACUGGGGGCUUGGGAAAACUGGGUCUCCCUCCCCCAUCCUCAUUUUUUGUGCUUCUAGUUUGUUUCUUUAAUUUAACAAGUGCUGCAGUUCGCCCGCCCCGUUCUCAUCACCCCUACCCCCCAGCAGUCCUCUCUCUCGAACUGUGUGAGGCUGCCCCGCAGUUCCCUCUACCAGCCCCUUAGAGGCCUGGGUUGGACCCUGAGUCUCCUCAGCCGGCAGGACUGCAGCACCUGUCGAACACUUAGCGUGUCUUUCUUUUCAGAUUGUGUACAGUAGAUUAUUUAUUUUGUUAUUUUGGAAUAAAAUUUAUUUUAUGGCUUAGGAUCCAUGGCCCUCUUCCCCAAAGUGAGGGAAAAAGGACAGGGUGAGAGUCGGGGGGGGGGGGAGCUGGCAGUGGACAUAAAAAUAGGAGAGACAGCAGUUGAGGGCCCCAACACCCAGGGAGUUUACACAAUGAGGUCUGCACCCCUACUCAACCCUCAGGCUCUAGGAAAGCUGGAAGCAUGGACUCACCAAGGCUAUCACUGGAUGCAUGUUACAGCCACAUAGUUACUCCCCAAAUGAUACUGGGUCACUGUCUUGUACAAUGUCUUAGCCUUUCAGAUACAUGAGGUCACAUGGGCAAAAGCAGAUACAUGUUCUGUGUGGUCAUACAGUGAUGUGUGACGUCUAUAGGUUUAACAUGUCUUGGGGUAAACAUUGGCACGGCUACACACAAACUUAGCUCUUACAAUGCACAGGCUCAAAUGUCACGAGGCCUCUUUUUGGCAAGACUUUGGAGCUUCAGAGAAGUUUUGGAUUUUAAUCUGGGUAAAACCCAUACCAGUAACCAUACACCUACGUUUUCUUUUUUUUUUCUCCCAGAGUCACCUGAACCCAGCUCCAAUCCCUAAGCCUAUGCCCUCUGUCUUUGGCACAGUGUCUAUGUUUUGCGUGUGAGUCCCAGGCCCUGGCUCAACACAGUUCUGGGGUGUGUGUGUGUGUGUGUGUGUGUGUGUGUGUGUGUUGUGCAGGAGCCUGUAUCACAGAGCCCGAAUAUCCCCCCUCAUCCCUUUGCACCCGGUGCUGGCAAAGGGGGGGCCUGGCGGGAUAGGAAGGACAGAGCACAGCAGUUCCAUAUGCCACACGUUCUCCCAGCCAGUUCUUUUCUCUUGACCAAGGAACAGCUGGAGACGGAGGCACCUGCAUGAGC
Messenger RNA from Rattus norvegicus (Norway rat), 3366 nucleotides. RefSeq names its product Ngfi-A binding protein 2 (gene Nab2). The coding region runs from base 211 to 1788 and encodes 525 amino acids. Gene Ontology annotation, biological process: negative regulation of DNA-templated transcription; regulation of DNA-templated transcription; endochondral ossification. Gene Ontology annotation, cellular component: nucleus. Gene Ontology annotation, molecular function: identical protein binding; transcription coregulator activity. The record is from RefSeq and is marked validated. The transcript has 7 exons. Lineage: Eukaryota; Metazoa; Chordata; Mammalia; Rodentia; Muridae.